GAAAUUCGAUCAACUUUCCUCAGUCAGCAAAGUUUUGAUCCCAAAACCCCUCGCCCUCGCCAAUCGAUCUCUCUUAUCCAAAAGGCCUAAACCAAAGUCUUAAUCUUGAGACCCUCACCCAUGGACACUCCACGCUACUCUUUGAUUGAAGAGACCGAAGCGCUUAUGGUGGCACCAAAUGGCGGAGACCCAUUUCAGAAAAACGCCCACUUUCUCAAACCCAUUGUGCCUUCCUCCAUUGACGAGCCUCCUUUCAAGCUCUCUCACUGUUUCAACUCCCUCCCAUCCCAUUUCGACCCAAGACUGAAACUUGAGUUCCAUGGAUGGCCACACCCUCAUAAACACUGGACAACAUGGGUUGCUCAAAUGGCCACUACUCACCAACAUACAUGGAAGCAAGCUGGUAUCUAUGAAGCCAUCUUCAACUCGACGUACGAUAUCAAAAGAAUGAACAGUUUGGUGUUUGGGUUUGGAGAGAAAUGGUGUUGUGAAACCAACACCUUUAUGUUUCCUUGGGGUGAAGCAACAUUCACAUUGGAGGAUGUUAUGGUUUUGGGUGGCUACUCUGUUUUGGGUGACUCUGUUCUCAAGCCUCUGGAAAACCCAGGGAAAGAAUUGGAAGAGAAGCUAGAUAGAGAGAGGAAGGAGAUUUAUAAUACUGGGUCCAGGAAGGCUACCACAAGCUUAUGGUUGAACAGGUUCAUGGGCAGUGGGAGUGAAAUUGAGCACCAAGCUUUUCUUGCCUAUUGGUUGUGCAGGUAUGUUUUUCAUGGCGCUUUCAAGUCGAUACAAAAGCAUGUGUUUUCCAUUGCAGUUCAUCUAGCUAGGGGGACUGGAAUCGCGCUUGCUCCGGCUGUUCUUGCCAGCAUUUAUAGAGAUUUGAGUUUGUUGAAAAAUGCUAUUGUAGAGUCAAAUGAAUUAAAUGCCACUACUAAUGAUGAUCAUGUGUUAAAACUCAAUCUUAAGUCACCGUUUCAAUUAGUUCAGGUUUGGGGAUGGGAAAGGUUUUUGGACAUUAGGCCGAAACCCAAUGUUAUCAGAUAUGCUGAGCCGAGAAUGGCUCGAUGGGAUAAAGUAAAGGGUCCGAAUGUUGAAAACUUGAGUACUGUGUUGGACUCAGCAGGAGAAGGUUUCUUGUGGCGCCCAUAUGCGAUUGCUGUGGAGAAUUGGAAAUUGCCUAAAUACUAUGCUGACAAGGAAGAGAGGGUGUUGGUUGGACCAGGUUUGGAUGAUGAACUAUUGUCAUUUGCUGUAUGCUUGCAGGUGAUUCAGUUAGUUGGACUUGGUACUAAGCAACUCUACCUUCCGCAUCGAGUGGCUAUGCAAUUUGGAUAUGAUCAAGACCUUCCAUGUUCUGUUGGUCAACUCAGUCACAGUUCUGAGAAUGUGAAAUUGUAUAUCCCAUCCAGACUUUCUGAGGCAAAUGCUAGUGCAAGAUACUUGAAGUGGUGGAAGGCCUCGGUGAUGGUUGAACACGAGUCUUCGCCACCCAAAAAGAAAGCUAAGAAAACUGCAGUGGGUUCAAAAAAAAUGGACAAGAUCACUGAUGCCACCCUUCCUUGUGUUUAUUCUCCAACUAAUUCAGAUGAAUUAGUACAGCUCUUUUUUCCUCCCCUAUUCCUGUAA
Messenger RNA from Fragaria vesca subsp. vesca, 1626 nucleotides. RefSeq lists its product as uncharacterized. The record is from RefSeq and is a predicted model, not a curated record. Gene Ontology annotation, biological process: meristem development; meristem maintenance. The transcript has a single exon. Bases 121 to 1626 code for a protein of 501 amino acids. Lineage: Eukaryota; Viridiplantae; Streptophyta; Magnoliopsida; Rosales; Rosaceae.